AUGACUCUGCCAUUCAGGCUCAUCGGCCAAAUCGAUGGCAAAUUUGCUGUCUUCGAUACCAACAGCGCUAGGUACACGGUUAAUAGCUUUGACAUAAUCACAUAUACAUGGGGUGCGCCAGCCAAAGUCAAAUAUAAUCCAUCGAAAUGUGGAAUAGAAGGUGUGAGUUGGAACGUGACGAUAGCCGAGAAGAAGCUGGAAGAUAUCAAAGCGUUAAUGAUCACGCAAAAUAUACGGUACCUGUGGGCAGACUGCUUAUGCAUCAACCAGGAGGAGGAUGGACCUGGCGAAGAGAAAAGCUCGGUUGUACCCAUGAUGUAUCAGUACUACAGAAGUGCUAGCAGAUGCUUCAUUCUUAUGGAUAUGGAGGAAAGAUGGGACCCACAAGAGACUGUCGACGAUCUCAAGUUCAUCGACCACAUCCUUGCCAACAUGGGCGGAGCAUCACUCGCCUCAGAGGCCAUGCUGUCGCCAAAUCUGACAAAUCGACUGUCGAAAUGGGCGAGCGAGAAGUGGUAUUUCCCCAUAGAUUUUGCGACAGUGCGAUCCACCGCGAUCGACGUGGGUGUGCUGAACUGCUACGCGACGAGUAUCCGCAAGGUCAAGGAGUUGUUUGAGAACAAGUAUUUCACGCGGGUGUGGACUUUCCAGGAAAUGCUCCUGGGCAAGAACAUUACAAUGUACGGCGUGGGAGCCGGUGGAAUUGUAUUCUGCCUUGGGCAGCUCGAUACUUGGAUGGAUUUGGCAACCGAGUCAAAAGAUAAGGCAGUCAAACUUUGGGCAUGGAUAAACACUUCACGCGUUCUGAAGACAGCGUCGGUCAAUGCCAUCCUGGGAAGACUCGAUGACGACUUCGAAUCGCUGAAUAGCCUCCAGACUCAAGUUCGAGGUAUGACCUGCGCGAGAACGGAUAUCAUCAACGGUGGUCCUCGCUGGUGGUGCGAAAAUCAUAAAGGUGUCAGUAACGUCUUCUCUGCGAUUUCAAUCACACCUCGGGAGUGUGGCGUACAGAAGGACAUAUUUUUGGGACUUCUAGGCGUCUUCGAAGGUCUAUUCACCCCGGCAGAGGUUAAGCAUGACCUGAGCAGUGAAGAUAUGGGCAAAAAUUCUUUCGCUUUUUUUAAGCAGCUGUCCCUGAAGACUGGGCUCGCGUGGACCAAACUUGCAGUAAGCAGCGGAGAAAGGGGAGAGUAUGACUGGAUUCCGGUGUUGCCUAGCAACAGCAAGCUCUUGACCACCGACUGUUUUGCCGCUGUACUCAAUCUAGGUCGUCUGAAGAAUAGCAUGGCCAAAACUUUAGCAAUCACCGGUCUGGUUGGCGCCCCUAAGAAAUAUAUGAAGAUCGUUCUCACCCAGGACAAAAAAGGGAGAGCUUUCGAGUUCCUCUUCAAGGGCUGUAAUGCCGGCAAGAAGGUCAGCACGGGAUUGUUCCAAAAGGAGUUGAUCCCUGUCUACGAUCAAGCCCGAGAUGUCUCCGGGGACGAAACAGGAAGAAUUCUGGUACAGUGUGCAACUGUCCUGGGCAGUAUCAUGGACCCCGGAGGAAACGUCGUCCAGUACAGACGAAGGCUACUUGCCAAGCUCCAGCCAUUAUGGCAGAUAAGUGACCCAAAUGCGAAGCCUACUGGAUGGCAAGACAGAUGUGUGAGCGGCACUGAUUGGGAAGACCCGCAUCCCCUUUAUUUCCGAGUCCACAAUAGAUCGAUGAACUUUAGGAUGGGUGCAAUAUACGAUUGCGGAUCUCGCCUCCAGAACGAAAGCACGCGGGACAUCUCGUGUACCGUCCGUGUGAAUUGUGGAUGUAUGAUAGUUGCUCCUUUCUCCCUGAUGUUCGGAGCCAUCACUGCAGUGGCGGGGUGCUCUCUCGGCGAGAUAUCUGCAUCUUUGGAAGGGGACAGGAUCAUCUUGAAGGAUGGCCUAGGCUUGGUCCAAGUUGGAGAUGUGGAUGAGGCUCCGCAGGCAUUCGACCUGGUAGCAUUCGGAGGCGACGUCCUCUCCCAUAGGGAAUAUGCAUCACAAUGCAGGGCCACAAGGGACCACAAGCCCGUCGAGCCUAAGCUGCAGUGGCCAAGAGGCAGAGCUUUAGUGCGAGAUGGCUUCAAGCACGGUAUCACAGACUCAAUGAGAGACUAUGGAUAUUUCGAAAGCGGUGGCUCUGGCAAUUUGCUGAUCUGUCGGAACAAUCCCAUAGGACGUUACAUGAAUGUCGGGGUUUGUAUCGAUGACUGGAUCGAAAACAAGAGUGGAGGCUACGCAGCAGUAACCAUCAAAUAG
Messenger RNA from Drepanopeziza brunnea f. sp. 'multigermtubi' MB_m1, 2274 nucleotides. RefSeq lists its product as uncharacterized. Lineage: Eukaryota; Fungi; Ascomycota; Leotiomycetes; Helotiales; Drepanopezizaceae. The record is from RefSeq and is a predicted model, not a curated record.